AAUGAAGCUCAUAUAUAGCCGGGUGGGAGCCGCCGAGCCUCACGGAGCCCGGCCCGCCCGCCGCCGCCUCGCCCCCAUGAUGGGCUCGGUGCUCCCGGCCGAAGCCCUGGUGCUGAAGCCCGGGCUGAAGCCGCAGGGGCUGUCGCUGGCCGAGGUGAUCACCUCCGACAUCCUCCACAGCUUCCUCUACGGCCGCUGGAGAAACGUCCUGGGCGAGCAGCUCUUCGAGGAGAAGAGCAGCCCCAAGACCGCCUUCACGGCAGAGGUUCUGGCUCAGUCCUUCUCCGGAGAAGUGCAGAAGUUGUCCAGCCUGGUGCUGCCGUCGGAGGUGAUCAUCGCGCAGAGCUCUAUCCCCGGGGAAGGGCUCGGCAUCUUCUCCAAGACCUGGAUCAAGGCUGGCACCGAGAUGGGACCCUUCACGGGCAGGGUCAUCUCGCCGGAGCAUGUGGACCUGUGCAAGAACAACAACCUCAUGUGGGAGGUCUUCAACGAGGAUGGCACGGUGAGGUACUUCAUCGAUGCCAGCCAGGAGGACCACCGCAGCUGGAUGACCUACAUCAAGUGUGCACGGAACGAGCAGGAGCAGAACCUGGAGGUGGUGCAGAUCGGGAACAGCAUCUUCUACAAGGCCAUCGAGAUGAUUCCUCCGGACCAAGAGCUGCUGGUCUGGUAUGGGAACUCCCACAACACCUUCCUGGGUAUCCCUGGUGUGCCAGGGCUGGAAGAGGAGCAGAAGAAGAACAAACAUGAGGACUUUCACGGGGUGGAGACCGGGGCCAGCACGACCGGGCGGAUGCGCUGCGUCAUCUGCCACCGCGGCUUCAACUCCCGCAGCAACCUGCGCUCGCACAUGCGGAUCCACACCCUGGACAAGCCCUUCGUGUGCCGCUUCUGCAACCGCCGCUUCAGCCAGUCCUCCACGCUGCGCAACCACGUCCGCCUGCACACGGGCGAGCGCCCCUACAAGUGCCAGGUUUGCCAAAGUGCCUACUCGCAGCUGGCAGGGCUGCGGGCACACCAGAAGAGCGCCCGGCACCGGCCCCCCAACGCCUCCCUGCAGGCUCACUCGCCCGCCCUGCCCGUGCCCCAUCCUGCUUCUCUCGCCCACCACAUCCCCACCAUGGUGCUGUGAAGCCCUGGCACGGCACGGACAGCGAGGACUGGCACUGGGACCUGCGAUGAAGUGGGAGUGUUGGCCCCCGGCGGAGCUGGCAGGGCCGGUCGGUGUGUGGCAGAGGGGGUGCUGGUUUGCUUCGGGAGCGCCGCCGCUUGCUUGGGGUGUGGAGGCUGUUUGGGAAGUGAGGGGACCCCCACACACCCCC
Messenger RNA from Pogoniulus pusillus (Red-fronted tinkerbird), 1322 nucleotides. RefSeq names its product PR/SET domain 12 (gene PRDM12). Gene Ontology annotation, cellular component: nucleus. The record is from RefSeq and is a predicted model, not a curated record. Gene Ontology annotation, molecular function: histone methyltransferase binding. The transcript is spliced from 5 exons. Gene Ontology annotation, biological process: regulation of gene expression; neurogenesis. NCBI's taxonomy places the organism in Eukaryota, Metazoa, Chordata, Aves, Piciformes, Lybiidae. The coding region runs from base 2 to 1132 and encodes 376 amino acids.